This is a messenger RNA of Anarrhichthys ocellatus (wolf-eel), 4933 nucleotides long. RefSeq names its product adducin 3 (gamma) a (gene add3a). The transcript is spliced from 15 exons. Lineage: Eukaryota; Metazoa; Chordata; Actinopteri; Perciformes; Anarhichadidae. The coding region runs from base 281 to 2332 and encodes 683 amino acids. Gene Ontology annotation, molecular function: actin filament binding. Gene Ontology annotation, cellular component: cytoskeleton; postsynaptic density; plasma membrane. Gene Ontology annotation, biological process: barbed-end actin filament capping. The record is from RefSeq and is a predicted model, not a curated record.
UAGUCAUCUGCAGCUCCUGCAGCAGAUAAGGGAGGUAUUGUAGGAGGAGGAGCGUGAAGGAAAGAGGGCAGCCGGUGCAACAGUUUUACACUGCGUGCAGCUACAAUGGGAGAGGCGUGUGUUAGAGAGAGAGAGAGAGAGGCAGAGGACUCACUGCAGUGCAGGUGGAUCACAACUGAAGAGGAAGGUUCAGAGGCAGCAGUGUAAAUCUAACUGGCUUUCCAGCAGGCGGGAGUCAGAGCGGCGGCCAUAGAGCGAGCGAGACAGCGGUGAAGCAGGCAUGAGCGUGGACAGCCAUCAGGAGGUGGUGACCACCCCGCCCCCACCGAGCGGAGGGACUAAGGAGCGCUACUUCGACCGCGUCGACGUCAACGAUCCGGCGUACAUCAGGGCCAGGAACAUGUCGCCUGACCUCCGGCAGGACUUCAAUGUCCUGGAGCAGAAGAAACGUGUCACGCAGAUCUUACAGAGCCCCGCCUUCAAGGAGGAGUUGGAGAGUCUCAUCCAGGAGCAGCAGCGGAUCGGGAACAACCCCACCAGCCUGCUGGCCCUCCGGCAGAUCGCCGACUUCUUCAUGGCCACCUCUGUGGGCGGCUUAAACAGCUCCCCCCUCAGUGUGGGGAUGGUCAUUCCCAUCAACGACUUGUACGGAGUGGAAUCCACCACGAUGGUGAAAGGCGAGAGGCUGACGCGCUGUAAACUGGCCAGCACGUACAGACUGGUGGACCUGUUCAGCUGGGCCCACCUCUCCAACUCCUACAUCACAGGUCGAGUCAGCAAAGAGCAAGACCACAUCCUCAUCAUCCCCAGAGGACUGUCAUUCGCUGAGGCGUCUGCAUCGAAUCUGGUGAAGGUCAACAUCCUCGGGGAUGUGAUCGAACAGGGCUCCACCAACCUGAGGAUCGACCCCGCGGGUUUCAGCCCCCACGCUGCCAUCUACUCCAUGCGUCCAGACAUCCGCUGCAUCCUUCACGUGCAAACUCCUGCCAUGGCUGCGGUGUCAUCCAUGAAGUGUGGCAUCCUGCCCAUUUCCCAGGAGUCCUUGAUCCUGGGUGAUAUCGCCUACUACAGCUACCAGGGCAGCCUGGACGACCAGGAGGACCGCAGAGAGCUGCAGAAGGCCCUGGGGCCCACGACGAAGGUUCUGGUGCUGAGGAAUCACGGUAUAGUUGCUCUCGGGGAGAGCAUCGAAGAGGCCUUUACCUACAUGUAUAAUAUCCAAUAUGUCUGUGAAAUCCAGGUGAAGGCCAUGGCGUGUGCUGGCGGGGUGGACAACCUGAUAGUGCUGGACUCGGCCAAGUUGAAAGCACAAGUAAAGGCUGUUGGCAAAGCAGAUGCUGUCAACAUGUGUGGCGGCCAUAAGUGGAAGAAUGGCGAGCUGGAGUUUGAGGCUCUGAUGAGGAUGCUGGAUAACCUGGGCUACAGGACAGGUUACACAUACAGGCACGUCAUCGUCCGAGAGAAGCCCAGGCACAAGAGCGACGUGGAGAUCCCCGCCACGGUCACGGCGUUCAUGUUCGAGGAGGACGGGGACUGCGCCACGCGGCUGCCCUUGAAGUUCCUGCAGCAGCGGCAGCAGAGGGAGAAGACGCGCUGGCUCAACUCGCCCAACAGCUACACCAAGGUCAGCGUGGAGGGCAGAGAGGAGCGCUACAACAGCCGGACAACCACGUGGAUGAAGGCGGAGGAGACGGGAACCCCGAUCCGGAUCGAGGACCCCAAUCAGUUUGUCCCUCUCAACACAGACCCCAGUGAGGUGCUGCAGAAGAGGAACAAAAUCAGAGAACAGAACCGCUUCGAUAUGACGUCGUCAGGGCCGCGCUCUCAGCACCUCGCAGGCAUCCCAGUUGAUGAACCGCGACGGCCAUACGUGCCCACAGAGGAGGAGCAGAUGGCUCCCUUGCCUCCCAACCCCUUCAGUGAGCAGACACAGAAGGAGCUGCAGGAGUACCGCACAAACGUGGAGAGGAGGCAUCUAGGCCCCAAUGAUGGAGAGCACGAGCUAACCUCCGACGACGGCUCCACUCUCUCUCAGUCUCUGUCUCUCACCCAGUCCCCGCAAAGCACUCCAGCUAAAGAAGACAACCACACAGGCCUGAUGAACGGCAAAGACAACCACGGCGACGUGGACGAGGAGCUGGCCAAGCGCGUCAGCCGGCUUACCGCCAGCGUGGAGAGCGUGGAGAUCAAGGUGCGCUCCGGCGAGAAGAUCGAGGAGGCGCUGUCCCCCGAGAGCUCACCCUCCAAGUCCCCCAACACCAAGAAGAAGAAGAAGUUCCGCACGCCGUCCUUCCUGAAGAAGAACAAAAAGAAAGAGAAGACGGAGGCCUGAGAGCAGACGGGAAAGGCCGUCUGCACGGAAGAAGAAAGAGGGGCGGCAGCCACCUUUUCUGUUUCAUGUCUGUGUUUAUAUUAUGUCUCUGUUUUCAAUGUCCUUUCAUGUUUUUAAUUUUAUUCAAAUUUCUAACAAAAGGUUUUAUGUGCAAAAGGCAGAAGAACGGAUCACGUAGAGAAAAUGAAUUGGUUUUCUACAACAACAAAAAAAGGAAAGAUCUCUGUUUGUGAAGUGUUGGGAUGGGCAUGUGGGCGCACAGAUUAAAGUUGCAGCAGAUUGGAGGUGACUCGGAUGGGUCCAAGGUGUUGGGUGUCUGCACACGCGAUCACCUGUGCAGUCCUCUAACAGGGCUCCUCGGUGUCACGUGAGGCCCUUUAGAUCCCGAAUAACUGGCUCCUCCUGUGUUGUUUCCCAGGCUGAAAAUAGAACUGGAAACCACCUCGCGUGUAUCUCGCUUUAAAAUCCAAUUGUGUUCAAUGAUUACGUUGCAACAUUGAGUGAUGUUAAACUAAAAGUUGACACUAAAUUAGUUUUUAAAGUUUUGUUAUUGAAUCCUGGCCACCUGACUCAACAGUGAACUGAGAGGCCACGUGAAAUUUGAAGUCACACUGGAAAACCGGUGUCGGAAUUGACAGCCGAAGGGUUUGUGUUGAUUUAUUUACCGCGUGAGGAUUUCUCUCUCUCUCUCUCUCUCACAGGCUUCUGAUACAAACCUCCUCUUCAGCCGACUGGACAACAUAGUGAGGAUGAAGGCCGGCAGUUUAUCACAACCAGGUUGACAUAAUCGCAAAGAGCCACUGACUCUCACUCAAAUUAUUUAUGUCGCAUUUUCACAUCUCCUCUUCAUCUCAAUGUUGUUUUUGCCAAAACUAAAAAGACGAGAAGAAGACACAACCUCAUUUCAGUAGCGCUUCACCGUUUGUGUCUAGUUUGUCAUCUCAUGAAAUGUGAUCUUUUUUUUUUUUAUUCUACACACAUUCGGUAUUAGUCGACUCUGUUUUGUACUCAUUUGUAAGCUUUUACAGAGAAUUACAGCUGUUCUGCACGUUUUCUCUUAUAUGGCCGACUAUGUUCUUUAGUGAUGCCUGAUUGCUGAAAUUAUAUUCUAAUCUUCAGAGUACACAAAUUUACUAUAUAACACAGAUAUAUGAAAACUGGAUAUGUUGGCUAUAGAUUUUUAACUAUAUUUUUUAUUGUAUUGCGCUGCACUUUUCUUGUGGUAUAUAACGUGUUUCAGUUGCAGGUGGUUUCACCAGUGAAGGAGAUUUGUGAAGUAAUUUGAUAAAAGUUGUGCAAAGUAGCAAGCGAGGCAUGGUGUCGGGAGGAAGGUCGAGGACCCCGAAAGUGAGUCGAAUGAAGCGGGACAAGAAUAGUCUCUCAUUGGUGUCGCGCGUGAGAAAUCAUCUACUUCUCAACGGAACAAAACAGGAAGUGUAGUGUCGAAAUACUAAGUCCAAAUAUCUGCAGUCGCCAGCUGAAAUGAGAGUCGCGGGUCGUGGACUGAGGACCUUUUUGUUUGAUGUGUUUCUGUGUUUGUUUUUAAAGCCAUAUUCAAAUUUUAUUUUUCCUCCAUUGUUUUUAAUGAUGAGACAAGGGUUGCGAUCGUCGUCUGCCUGCUCGGGCGUCAAUGGACCCUAACGAGACCGCUGUUAAAUCUCCCCCGUGACUGCAUCGACACCCCUCAGGCCCCCGGAAACUUUUAUUUCUUUUUCAGUAACUACAUCCACUGCAGCUUUAUUUGCCAUUUAUUUUCUCCUGGAACUGGAACAUUACAAGGAGGUCGUAUAAGGACAUUUUCAUUUCAGCUUCUAAAGCCCCCCCUCGUGUCAUUUCUCCAGUAAACACGAUGGUGCUGUAACUGUCAGAUGACCCACAGUUGAACUCUGCAAAGCCAAAGUGUGACGGGUUGCCACAUGUCCUCCCCCCAGCAGUUUAACCAGAUGUACCAAUAUCCCAACUAGCAAUGUGAAGUAUUGGAUUUGGGGGGGAGGGAGGGAGGAACACAUCUUUAGCUGUGUUAAACGAUGGCUUUUGGCUCCGGGCAAAGAGCUGCUGAGGUCACACAACUGGAAGAUGGAGAAGGGAGGUGUGAGUUUGGAAAUGGAAGUGCAUAUAUAUAUAUAUACACACACACACACGUGUGUUUAGUAGAGAGGGGCAGUGGGUAAGGACAACCUGACACUAACGCACCAUCUUUUCAUCACUCAGACCGUCUUCCUCUUCCUGGAAAGUUCUUUUUUUUUUUGUUUUUUUUUUCAUCCUCCAUGUUUAUCGCAGUAUUCGCUUUCUUUUUGUUCUUUUAGUUUGCAGAGAGCGCUAGGCUUAUUUCAUUUUUAUUAACCAUUCUAUGAGGUGAACUGAAUGUUAUUUUCUCCACUUUUGUUUCCGACUGUUUGCACCUUGCUUCACUAAUGCUCUCUCUCUCUCCACCUCUUUUUCUGUUUUAAAAUAAAUAACGAGUUUUGCUUCGGCAUGCCAGAAUAAGCCGAGCUACUUUGUGACCUGUGAAAAUCCUCUAUAAAUGGUUAUCUAAUGGAGUUGCUUUUAGAUGUAUUGCUAAUCAGUGUAAAUUCACAAAUAAAGCUGUAUUUUAAGAAA